GAGCCGUGCUCCGGGGCGGGGCGCAGGAGCCCUGGGGCGGAGGAGCCGGGGAGGCGGGAGGCGGGAGGCGGGAGGCGUCGGGGCCGUUGAAGCGGCCUCCCUCCCGCCCCCAGCCACCCGGUCUGGCCCCAGCCCUGUCCCGACCCCCGGCCUGGCCCACUCCGACCCUACCCGGCCGAAGGGUUCCGCUGGACACGCAGGCGGCCUCCGGAGCAGCCGAAGCCCAUGAGGGCCGCGCGCCCGGCCGCCGGUGCUGACGAGACGGAGCUCCUGGCCCCCGAGGAGGAGCAGAGGAUCAAUGCUGUUCAAGAAUCGAUUCCAGCGGUUCAUGAACCAUCGAGCUCCAGCCAAUGGCCGCUACAAGCCAACUUGCUAUGAACAUGCUGCUAACUGUUACACACACGCAUUCCUCAUUGUUCCGGCCAUCGUGGGCAGUGCCCUCCUCCAUCGGCUGUCUGAUGACUGCUGGGAAAAGAUAACAGCAUGGAUUUAUGGAAUGGGACUCUGUGCCCUCUUCAUCGUUUCUACAGUAUUUCACAUUGUAUCGUGGAAAAAGAGCCACUUAAGGACAGUGGAGCAUUGUUUUCACAUGUGUGAUAGAAUGGUUAUCUAUUUCUUCAUUGCUGCUUCUUAUGCUCCAUGGUUAAAUCUUCGUGAACUUGGACCCCUGGCAUCUCACAUGCGUUGGUUUAUCUGGCUCAUGGCAGCUGGAGGAACCAUUUAUGUAUUUCUCUACCAUGAAAAGUAUAAGGUGGUUGAACUCUUUUUCUAUCUCACAAUGGGAUUCUCUCCAGCCUUGGUGGUGACGUCAAUGAACAACACUGAUGGACUUCAGGAACUUGCCUGUGGGGGCUUAAUUUAUUGCUUGGGAGUUGUGUUCUUCAAGAGUGAUGGCAUCAUUCCAUUUGCCCACGCCAUCUGGCACCUGUUUGUGGCCACGGCAGCUGCAGUGCAUUACUACGCCAUUUGGAAAUACCUUUACCGAAGUCCUACAGACUUUAUGCGGCAUUUAUGACCAAUCUGUACUAAGUCUCCAAACCAGUAUUAUUUCAAUUAUGGCACUUGGGAGUGGGGUGAGAGCUGAACAUUGCACAGGGAAAGAAAAAAAAAAUAAGAUAACUGCACUGACUUUCUUUAUAUAUUUUGAAUAUAAUUACUGUGAAAGUAUAAAGGCUGUGUUCUGGAAUUUUCCCCCUCACAGCAAAUAAAUAAGGUAGUGAAUUAAUUAUUCAUUCCAUUCCACUAUCAUGAAGGACUCUGAAUAGACUUGGCCAACUGAUGUUUACAAACUAGAAUUUUGUAUUUUAAUUUUACAGAUUUUACUACAUGAUUUUUCUAAAUUACUAUGUCAGGUUGUAAAAGUCAGUGCAAUAACAAAGCUUCCUUUUUAAGAAGAAAAUUGUUUCUAUCACUUUCCCAUUCAUUAGGUAAAGAAUCAUGGACAGAACUUACACUACUUUUUACCAUGUUUCAUCUUGGCAUAACAUGGUUCUUUUUUAAAUAGAAACUUUAGUUUUUUGUAAAUUUUUUAAAAAAUAUUUCAUUGAUACGCAUCUCUGCGGGUCCUCAUUCAUGUUGUGAAUUUUUGCAGCAAGCAGUCAACAUUCCACAAACGAACAAACAUUAUACCUCUUCUGAUAGUUUUAUUAAGCAUGGAGAAAUUGCCAAUUUUUAAAAACUGCAGUUUUCCAAACUUUUCUGCCAACCUCUUACUCUGAAUUCAGUGCUGCUUUGGGACACAUACUUGACCUAGCUUGGUUUACCAGUGAUGGAAAAGUAUUUUGAUAUCAUUAACUUUUUCAAAAGAUCCAACUUUUUCUCUAUGCCUUUGCCACAUUCUCUUCAGGGUCUCUUUCCACAGUGGAUGAGUAUUUUAUCUGUAUUAUGACAGUAUUGUUGGGAUGGCCAUCUGCUGGAAACUCCUGAAGAGCUUUAUGUGUUACAGUGAGCAGUUGUAUUGCCUGUUUGGUGCCCAGUGGUUAAGUCAUUGUCACUUAGCUUGAUAUUGUCAGUUUGAUAUUUAUUUUAAAUUGUGGAACUAGAUGCAUACAUUCACAUUUCUGCCUUUCCUUUGCAUCUUCCAAUAUAUAUUGUGUGUGGGGGGUUUUUUUUUCCUAGAAAAAUAUUUAAAGCAUUGUUUGACAGGUAGAAACUCAUGUAUCUGGUAGUCCAUGAGUUAUAUCCUGGCUCAGUGGAGUGAUAUUUAUGUAUUAUUUUUACUUUUCUCUCAGUGUCUUAUAUUAAGAUAAAUAUGUUGUUAAUAGUUGCUUUGUUGGUUAAUCUCUCUUGUUGGUGUUUUAAUACAUGAAAUAGGCUUGCCUUUAGAUCGGGUGCUGAUAUUACCUGUUUCCUAGUAAUCGACUGAGCAAAUGGUCAGCAGAAUUCUUGGUUUGAUGAUAAGCUUAUUAAUUGAAAUUUUUUACUGAUGGGGCUUUAAAAGAGGUUUAUUUUGUGUAUGUUUAGAACUCUGAUUUUGAUGAAUUAUAUGGGAACGAGAAACAGAAGAAGUGGUAUUUGCUGGUGAGUUAAAUAGGCAAGGUACCCAGUGAUAACACCAACCAAACCACUCCUAUCUGCAUGAUUCUGAACAUCUGGUUGCCUGUUGUUUUACUGUGUAUAUUUUAUUUUUAAUAUAUUAACUUUGUGGAUUCAUCUAAGGUCUGCUCAAAAGUAACACUGUCAAAACCACUAAUAUGUAUGUAAAAAUUGUGCUGUAUACUACAAUAAAGUUGUUACUUGGAUUUGUUCCA
Molecule: messenger RNA, 2750 nt
Organism: Rhinopithecus roxellana (golden snub-nosed monkey)
Lineage: Eukaryota; Metazoa; Chordata; Mammalia; Primates; Cercopithecidae
Gene: MMD
Product: monocyte to macrophage differentiation associated
Exons: 7
Coding region: 299-1015 (238 amino acids)
Cellular component (GO): membrane
Molecular function (GO): pore-forming activity
Source: RefSeq, a predicted model, not a curated record